Molecule: messenger RNA, 2027 nt
Organism: Andrographis paniculata
Lineage: Eukaryota; Viridiplantae; Streptophyta; Magnoliopsida; Lamiales; Acanthaceae
Product: probable protein phosphatase 2C 27
Exons: 5
Coding region: 620-1786 (388 amino acids)
Biological process (GO): protein dephosphorylation
Molecular function (GO): protein serine/threonine phosphatase activity; cation binding
Source: RefSeq, a predicted model, not a curated record
UAACCAACAACACAAAGGGGAGAAAAAGAAAAGCUAAUAGCGAAAAUGGCCAUGAUGUGAAAAGAUUAGAAGAUAUUCCCAAGGCAUCAUUUCUCCUUGUUCACACCCCAUUUUAGUGUAGGGCACUUCUUCGGCGCAGAUUGGAUCUGCUUGCCUUGCCUCUGAUCUCUUUUUCGACUGAAUUUCGUGGUCGGAGAUGCUGGAUUCUGAAUGCUUUCGGAUUCGGAGGGUUUGGAUUUGUGUAGAUCUGCUGCGCUUUGAUUGCUGCAAUCGAUGUGUUUGAGGCAGCGACUUGAUUCUGAACUAUGGAGCAUUUGUUCGUCAAUGUAUAGGAAUUCGAUUCGCGUAAUACAGGUCUGGUUCGGCCCUUUGGGCUUCUGAUUUCCGGGUAGGAAAAUUUUGGGGAUAAAUUCGCGGAUUGGGUGGUUUCUUGGAGGAACUAAAGGCGCUAUUGAUUAUAUGUUGUAAAAAAAAAAACAAAUUGGCUGGCAAUUCGUCGAUCUUGUUGUAGGUUAUUGGGUGUUGAUUGAUCUAGGGUUGGGUAUUUAAUUAUUUGUUGAAUUUUAUCGAAUUUGGGGGUGAUCGGAGUGGUUGAUCUUUUUGGGAGGGGAAUAGGUUGAUGUUUUUAGAGGCAGCCAUGGCUGCGGGUACAGAUUAUUCUCCUCCAUUAGAAGCUGGGAAUAGUACUGAGAGGCGUGAGAUUUCAGAUGUAAGAGAUGCUUUAUCCGAAAACUCUGAUGACGUUAAGCAGACAUUGAGUGGGAAACCACCACGGCAUCUCUCAGUGGCACGCCAUAGCGCGACGUUACUUUCGCCCUCGGAAUUGGAUUCUGAUGCUAGAGUGACUGGAGCCAGGUCCCCAGCAGAUAUAGUUUCAAGCUAUAUGCCGGUUUUUCGCUGUGGAAGCUGUGCCGAGAAAGGCCCCAAGCCGUACAUGGAGGACAAGCAUAUCUGCAUAGACAACUUGCCUGAACAUUUGAGUGAUGCUGCUGGUUUCCCUUCGUCUGGAGCUUUUUAUGGGGUGUUUGAUGGUCAUGGAGGAACAGAUGCUGCAUCAUUUGUCAGAAAUAACAUUCUCAAGUUUAUUAUUAAGGACUCCUUUUUUCCAGCUUGUCUGGAAAAAGCAAUCAAGAGCGCAUUUCUUAAAGCUGAUUAUGCAUUUGCCGACGAGAGCUCCCUUGAUAUAUCCUCGGGUACAACGGCAUUGACUGCAUUCAUAUAUGGAAGAAAGAUGAUAGUCGCCAAUGCUGGAGACUGUCGCGCCGUCCUGGGAAAGCGCGGCAAGGCGAUCGAAAUGUCGAAAGACCACAAGCCGAAUUACACAUCAGAAAGGCAAAGAAUCGAAAAGCUCGGAGGAGUCAUCUACGACGGGUACCUCAACGGGCAGCUCUCCGUGUCACGCGCCCUCGGCGACUGGCACAUGAAAGGCCCGAAAGGGAGCGCCUGUCCCUUGAGCGCAGAGCCCGAGCUGCAGGAGAUCGUACUCAGCGAAGAAGAUGAGUUUCUAAUCAUGGGGUGCGACGGCCUGUGGGACGUCAUGAGCAGCCAGUGCGCAGUCACGAUGGCCAGAAAAGAACUGAUGCUGCACAACGACCCGGAGCGGUGCUCCCGGGAACUCGUCCGGGAAGCCCUGAGGCGCAACACGUGCGACAACUUGACGGUUAUUGUGGUGUGCUUUUCCCCGGACCCUCCCCUGCGGGUGGAUGUGACGCCGAGCCGAGUCCGGAGAAGCAUAUCGGCUGAAGGGCUGAAUCUGCUGAAGGGCGCGCUGGAAGGUAGCUUGUAGAGGUAAGAUUUCGAUUUCGAUCCCGAUCCCGAUUUGCCGGAAUUUAUCUUAAAAUCUUGUUGCCUGCCUGCCUGAUGGUUUUCGGGUUUCAGUCUGUGUGUGUAUAUUUGGGAUGUUGCUGUUGUAUUCAAUUGUUAGCUGCUGAGGAUGUUUUUUGUGUCCUUUUGGUUGUGUGUAUGUGUGUAUAUAUAUAUUAUGUGUUAGUUGCCCUUGUUAUAUUUAAUAAAAAAUUUAUCUAGCA